AUGGAGAUCGAUUAUCCGCUCCGGGGCCACGUGUCCGAUGCCUUGGCCACCCUGUCGGUGCUUGACAAUGUGCCAGCAUCAUUGACCCUUCAGGAGCAGCUGGAGCAAGUUCAUUCACGCCGCCCUUAUAGGUUUUAUUCCGUGGACAGCUGCGACCUUUAUUCCCUCACCCACGUUGUCCUACUCCCUGUCUCAUACGAGUCACCCCCAGGUUCACCGUCCUCGUCCAUCUACCGCAGCAAGUUCGACGAGGUGUACAGGACGGUGGGCAUCCGCUUUGUCAAGGCCCUCACUAAUGCCCACUUUGAUCUCACCACUUGCUACGACCUUGCAAGCGGCUAUGUCACUCGCUCUGACUUUUUGCGAGUCCGCCUUGAGGACUGCCCAGCGGUGAUUGACAUAUACGAGAAACUAGAACCUCUUGAGAGUUACGAUAUCAGCUGGGUUCAUCCUGGUUCUUGUGAUCCUGGCCCCCUCUUCCCGUCGACUCUCGCUGAGCGCGCUCCAGGAAUAGUGCAAUGGGCCGAUAUGGACCCCUCGGUUGUGCCGGACCUCGAGAGCCAUUUUCUGAGCCUCAAUCAAGAACUCAAGGUCAGACUGGGCCCUUCACUGUGGCUUUCCCCGCAUCCCAUUGCGCGCAAGACCCUCGCUCUUGUCCGAGGACGGCCCAAUUCCACGGUCGGAGAUCCCAUCUACAGCGUAGCUAGUGCUUUGGGUAUCGACAUUGUUGUUGUCGAUGAAGAAGGCCACUGGAUUCAGGAAGAUAGCAGCGAGAACAGGCGGCGGCGCAAGGCGUUCCUUGCCACCGAUAUGACCGAGGACGAGCACACGGCGGACCGCAUCAUCGACUCGCUCAAGAAAUACAAUCAGCCAGUCCACGGCAUCUUCACGUGCUCGGACAACUUCCUCGUCGACGUGGCAAAGGUCGCCGACGCCCUAGAUCUCCCCGGCAACCCAGUCUCCUCGUUCGAGAUCUCGGUCGACAAGUACCGCUCGCGCCUUCUCCAAGACGCCGCCGGCCAGACGGCAUGCGUCAAGGACGUAGCCGAGCUCGAAGCCCUCCUCGCAGCGCCCGGGGACGGCCAGCCCCCCGCCCUCUUGCCAUCAUACCCCAUGAUCGUCAAGCCCAGCAAAGGCUGGUCCUCGGAGUGCGUGUCCAAGGUGAGCAGCCCAGACGACCUCGCGACGGCGGUGCAGAAAGCCACCGAGCUACACGGCAGCCGGGCCGUCAUCGAGCCCUUCUUUGACGGGCCCGAGAUCGACGUCAACUUCAUCCUGCGCGACGGCGACAUCCUGUUCUGCGAGAUCGCCGACGAGCCGCCCUGCGACGCCGACGCCCGCGACGCCACGGUGCACGCCACUUUCUCGCCCGUCGCCCUCAACCUGCCGUCGGCGCUGCCGCAGGACGAGCAAGAGAUCGCCAAGAACACCCUGCGCGACAUCCUCGUCAAGGCGGGCUUCCACACGGGCGUGUUCCACGUCGAGGCGCGCAUGGUCGACUCGCGCUGCGAGUACCGCGACGUCGGCGGCGGCGUCGUCGACCUCGUGCGCAAGCAGUCGCCACCCCAAAAGCCGCCGUCGUGCCGCCUGCUGGAGAUCAACGCGCGCCCCGCCGGCUACCGCGUCUCGGUGCCGGCGCGCCACACGUUCGGCGUCGACUACUUUGCCGCGCACAUGCUGGCCGCUGCCGGCGACUACGACCGCUUGCGCAUGCUGGCGCGCCCGUUCCGCCACACGCUCUCCCCGGAGGGCAGCAGCAUAUCCUGCGGCGCGCAGUACUUUGCGCGGCUGGUGUACGUGCCGGCGCCGGCCGCGGGCACGCUGUGGUGGCACAACCCGGACCUCUCGCCGUGUGCCGAGCUCAUGAGCCGCCGCUCCUUCAAGAACUUCCAGCUGACCGAGUCAGAGAUCGUGCUGGGCGUCGACUACAACAAGCCCGGCGACAGAGUUGAAAUGUACACCAACGGCGUGCGCACGUAUGUUGCGCACCUGCUCGUCGCCAGCCGCAGGAGCCGCUACGACGCCAUCCGCCUCGGCAAUGAGGUCGCGCGCUGCUAUCGGGUGGCUAUCGAGCCGCCGCCGGCGAGGAGGCGCUCUUCGGCGAAGCGCUCUGUGGCUUGA
Messenger RNA from Lasiosphaeria miniovina, 2121 nucleotides. RefSeq lists its product as uncharacterized. Bases 1 to 2121 code for a protein of 706 amino acids. Gene Ontology annotation, molecular function: metal ion binding; ATP binding. The record is from RefSeq and is a predicted model, not a curated record. The transcript is spliced from 3 exons. NCBI's taxonomy places the organism in Eukaryota, Fungi, Ascomycota, Sordariomycetes, Sordariales, Lasiosphaeriaceae.